AUGAGACUCAGGCUAGAAAAAAAGGUACAACAUCAGGCCGAGCUGGGAGAAUGGUGGCAGGUCUCAUUCCAUGAAAAAAUUGAGAUAUGGCUCGGUGAUCUCAGCAAGCCUGGGCUUGGUCUACAGGAAGACCACAGGCAUCGGCUUUUUGGAAAUAGAGAUAUCGACGGGGUUGAUGGUAUCAUUCACAACGGAGCCCGAGUAAACUGGCUGGAUGACUAUGAGGAUCUCGAGGCAGUGAAUGUUCAUUCCACAGCCGAUAUUCUCUCGGGGCUGUCCGGUAUGCGCAUUCCUUGCCAGCUCAUAUACGUUUCUGGUGGUUACCUUUCACCAAGCCAAGAAACCCAUGCGAGUAUCGCCAAAAGGCUUGCCCCUGCGUCCGGGUAUGAUCAGACCAAGUUCAUGUCAGAGCUUCUCGUCAACGAGUACAACCAACAUUUACAUCGACAAGGAUCAUCUGCGCCGAGAGCUCGGACAGUCAUCCCUGGUUUUAUCGUAGGGACACGCGAGGAAGGCAUCGCACAUACGGAAGAUUUCCUCUGGAGAUUUGUGUACAGCAUCGUUCGACUUCGAGCUAUAAUUGAAGAACUUGGUCAUCUCACGGUCGCUGGGGUUGACCAGGUGUCAGAGCUGGUUUCAAAUGUCCUCUUCUACCCGAACGACUACGAAUCUGAUCCGUUAACUUGCCUCGAUGGCAUAAGUGCCUCGGCACUCUGUGACAUUGUGAGCGAAAAAUUAAAUAUUCCAAUCACACGUAUUCGUCAUGACCAAUGGAUGCAAAUACUACGGCGUAAUAUUGAAAACGCAGAAGUUGACCAUCCAUUCUCACCAGUGAUGCAGUGGUUUGACGAGAAUAUGUGGACCGAGAACUCUCUCUUUUUGACGAGUGAGAUUAGUGCAGCGAUUGAGAAGAGUUUGGAGUAUAUGACCCUGGUAGGAUACUUAUCGACAGAGAAAGGGGACCCGAACUUGAAGGUGGAUCAGACUGGAGUAUUUAGGCGCUCCUAG
This is a messenger RNA of Penicillium cosmopolitanum, 1008 nucleotides long. RefSeq lists its product as uncharacterized. NCBI's taxonomy places the organism in Eukaryota, Fungi, Ascomycota, Eurotiomycetes, Eurotiales, Aspergillaceae. The coding region runs from base 1 to 1008 and encodes 335 amino acids. The record is from RefSeq and is a predicted model, not a curated record. The transcript is spliced from 2 exons.